GAUUCCCAAAUUCUCAACAGAACCUCUUAUAAACCCUAACCUGAGUGAUGGAUGAAUUCUAUGAUGCCAAUUUUCCCUCCGCAAAGAGAUGACUAAUCAAAAUCGUAAGCUCUAAUCCUUCGAUUUCUGCUCAACACAAUGAGCACUGUUGAUCCUCUCUACGCAGCAACGCUUCAUUUCCCAAAUUCCUGCAAAAAGCUUACCAAACCAACAAAGUCCUGGAAUUUCAUCCGAAAUUUUCAAUCAAGAACUCCAUUUCUUCGCCGAUCAUCCACUGUUCUUUGCUUGAAUUCCUCACAGUCCGGUGACCCUGCUAGACCCAAGGAGGAUGAUUUCGUGACUAGAGUUUUGAAGGAAAAUCCUAGCCAGGUAGAACCCAGGUAUCUAAUAGGCAACAAGUUGUACACUUUGAAGGAGAAACAAGAUUUAACUAAAGGUACCAAUGUGGGUCUGAUCGAGAAUUUGGCGAGAAAGUUGAAUUCAAAGGCUAAAUCGAACAAAGAGGGCAGUGAGAGUGAAGCGAGGAGUGGGAGUACCGAUGUGUAUUUGAAAGAUAUUUUGAGAGAGUUCAAGGGGAAGCUUUAUGUUCCCGAGCAGAUUUUUGAGGCUGAGUUAUCUGAGCAAGAGGAAUUCGACAAGAAUGUGGAGGAGCUGCCUACGAUGAGAAUUGAGGAUUUUAUGAAAGCUAUGGAAGCUGAUAAGGUUAAGUUGUUAACUUCAAAGGAGGUUACUGGUGCUUCAUAUGGAAGUGGGUAUAGGGACUUUAUUGUGGAUUUGAAGGACAUACCUGGUUAUAGAAGUCUGCAAAGAACAAAAUGGGCAAUGAGGCUAAAAGAGAGUGAGGCUCAAGCUCUUCUGCAAGAGUACAUUGGUCCAAGAUAUGAAAUUCAGAGCCAAAUGAAGUCUUGGGUGGGAAAAGUACCAGAGUACCCACAUCCAGUGGCAUCCUCCAUAUCAAGCAGGAUGAUGGUAGAGCUUGGAAUGGUGACUGCCAUAAUGGCUGCUGCUGCAGCUGUUGUUGGAGGGUUCCUAGCCUCGGCUGCGUUUGCUGUAACCAGUUUCAUCUUUGUAACAACUAUACAUGUUGUAUGGCCUACAGCCAAACAAUUUCUUAAGCUUUUUCUUGGUGGAAUCUUCAGUAUUCUAGAGAAUUUUUGGGAUGAUGUUGUUGAUAUCUUCAGUAAAGGUGGAUUUUUUUCCAAGCUUUAUGAAAUUUAUAAUCCCAGUGAUAUAUCUGCAAGUCUCAAGGUCCUACUUCCAAUCACGCUUAUCCUUUUGGGGAUGGUCCUUGUUGUCCGUUUCACGCUUUCAAGAAAACCUAAGAACUAUACAAAAUGGGACAUCUGGCAAGGCAUUGACUUUACAAAAUCCAAAGCAGAAGCUCGUGUUGAUGGUUCUACCGGAGUUAAGUUCAGUGAUGUUGCAGGCAUAGAUGAAGCAGUUGAGGAACUCCAGGAGUUGGUGAGGUACUUGAAGAAUCCAGAACUGUUUGAUAAAAUGGGAAUAAAGCCUCCACAUGGGGUUCUCUUGGAGGGCCCUCCUGGAUGUGGCAAGACUCUUGUUGCUAAGGCUAUAGCUGGCGAAGCAGGUGUUCCAUUCUACCAAAUGGCAGGCUCAGAAUUUGUGGAAGUCUUGGUUGGUGUUGGCUCUGCUCGUAUCAGGGAUCUGUUCAAGAGGGCAAAGGUAAACAAACCAUCAGUCAUAUUUAUCGAUGAAAUUGAUGCUUUGGGAACUAGGCGUCAAGGGACUUUCAAGAAUUCAUCUAAUGACCUAUAUAAUGCUGCCAUUCAAGAGAAGGAAACUACAUUGAAUCAGUUAUUAAUAGAGCUUGAUGGGUUUGAUACCGGCAAAGGUGUUAUAUUUCUUGGUGCUACAAAUCGGAGGGAUUUGCUGGAUCCUGCACUUCUUCGACCUGGUCGUUUUGAUCGUAAGAUAAGGAUUCGCCCUCCAAAUGCUAAAGGGAGAUUGGAAAUUUUGAAAAUUCAUGCACGCAAAGUGAAGAUGUCAGAAUCUGUUGAUCUAUCCUCUUAUGCAAAAAACUUACCUGGAUGGACUGGAGCAAAGUUGGCUCAACUUGUUCAAGAGGCUGCUCUCGUGGCUGUCAGGAGAGGUCAUGAGUCAAUCCUUCAUCCAGAUAUGGAUGAUGCAGUUGACCGACUUACAGUUGGACCUAAACGUAUUGGUAUAGAGUUGGGUCAUCAAGAACAGUGUCGUCGAGCAACAACUGAAGUGGGAGUUGCCAUGACUUCUCAUUUGCUAAGGCGGUAUGAAAAUGCAGAACUUGAAUUCUGUGAUCGCAUUUCAAUUGUUCCCCGUGGGCAGACAUUAUCACAACUUGUGUUUCAUCGGCUUGAUGAUGAAUCAUACUUCUUUGAGCGUCUGCCACAAUUGCUGCAUCGCCUUCAGGUUUUCCUUGCAGGAAGAGCUGCAGAGGAGGUCAUUUAUGGGAGGGACACAUCCAAGGCAUCAGUUAGCUACCUUGCAGAUGCAUCUUGGCUUGCUCGUAAAAUCUUAACCAUAUGGAACUUGCAGAAUCCAAUGGUCAUACAUGGAGAACCACCACCAUGGAGAAAGAAAGUUAAAUUCGUGGGUCCACGCUUGGAUUUUGAAGGAUCCCUUUACGACCAUUAUGGGAUGAUCCAACCCCCUCUCAACUUCAAUCUAGAUGAUGAAGUUGCCCACAGGACUGAGGAGCUACUGCACGACAUGUAUGGAAAGACAGUGUCUCUCCUUCAGAGGCACCAGGCAGCUCUGCUCAAAGCUGUGAAGGUACUUGUGAAUCAGAAGGAGAUGAGGGGAGAAGAAAUUGACUUCAUCUUAAAUAAUUACCCUCCACAAACUCCACUGAGUCGUCUCUUAGAAGAGGAAAAUCCGGGAAGCCUUCCUUUCAUCAAACUCAAACAGGAUGAAUCACCAGACUUAGAGUCAAUGGAGAUGGCAGACAAACAUUGAUUUCCAUGCGGAGAACGUGCGCAUAUGUAACAUUUUGGUGUUUCUUUUUUUUAAAUAUUAUUAUUUUGUUUUAUUAGAUGGUAAAUGACAAUAAAUUUUUCUCCUAUCUUAUCUACUUAUUAUGUAGCGUAGAGUUUCGAUAUUU
Molecule: messenger RNA, 3097 nt
Organism: Rubroshorea leprosula
Lineage: Eukaryota; Viridiplantae; Streptophyta; Magnoliopsida; Malvales; Dipterocarpaceae
Source: the annotation of a GenBank genome assembly